UUAUAUAUAUAUAUAUAUAUAUAACAUUUAAAGUGGCACUUACUGAAAAGUUGUUAUGCUUAAUGCAAAAUCCUUCAACCUCUUUUGCGAAUCGGUCUAAUUAGCUCUUCAAAGUGUAAUACAAACCACAGACUGAGCAAUAUUUGUAAAUGGCAACUAACCAUCGCACGGAAUCCACACUCAGACACUUAUAUUUUAAAUGCUAUUUAGAAUCAUUUUCUUUAUAUUCGUAGGCAAUAUCGGUUAAGAAAAGAAAAAUGAUUGCUCUGCGUUUAGUGUUAACUCUAAUUAGUGCGUCUUUUUCAUAUAUGGUUAAUCAGAUUAGCGGAUUAGGACACAUAUACAGAUUACUUUAAAACCCAAGAUGAAGAAGGAAUGUAUUUUAAAAAUCCGUCCCAGUGUGCCAGAAAGACAAAAAGGAUUUUUGAACGCACAGAAAGUGGCUCCUUUAGGCAUUGGAAAUGCCUGUCAUCAAUAUUGAAGAUCUAACAGAAAAGGAUAAGCUCAAAAUGGAGGUAGACCAGCUUAAAAAAGAAGUCAAACUUGAACGGGCCAUGGUUUCUAAAUGUUGUGAAGAAAUAAAGGAUUACAUUGAAGCUGGUACUGCAGAAGACCCUCUUGUCAAAGGAAUUCCAGAAGAUAAAAACCCAUUCAAGGAAAAAGGGGGUUGUAUUAUUGCUUAAGUAUCACAUGCAUUGCUGAAUGUUGCUUUUCAAAAUGCUACAACUGUAAUAGUGAUAAAGAAUGAUGUAAAUUCAGGUAUCAAGGAUGAAAUAAAAUUGGAAUAAAGCUAUUCAAUGUAUGCAAAUUUAAAAUAUUGUAUAAAAUAUUUUGCAAAGAGAAUAAAUAAUGGCAAAAAAGUA
This is a messenger RNA of Polypterus senegalus (gray bichir), 863 nucleotides long. It is a transcript of the gene gngt1, whose product is annotated as guanine nucleotide binding protein (G protein), gamma transducing activity polypeptide 1. Gene Ontology annotation, molecular function: G-protein beta-subunit binding. The transcript is spliced from 3 exons. Gene Ontology annotation, biological process: G protein-coupled receptor signaling pathway. Lineage: Eukaryota; Metazoa; Chordata; Cladistia; Polypteriformes; Polypteridae. Gene Ontology annotation, cellular component: heterotrimeric G-protein complex. Bases 462 to 683 code for a protein of 73 amino acids. The record is from RefSeq and is a predicted model, not a curated record.